Molecule: messenger RNA, 2283 nt
Organism: Varroa destructor (honeybee mite)
Lineage: Eukaryota; Metazoa; Arthropoda; Arachnida; Mesostigmata; Varroidae
Gene: mRpL44
Product: mitochondrial ribosomal protein L44
Biological process (GO): RNA processing
Molecular function (GO): ribonuclease III activity; double-stranded RNA binding
Source: RefSeq, a predicted model, not a curated record
UAGGACCGAGACAGAAAUCAAAAUUACUUUUUUCAUUUCUUUCUGCGAACGAGUAUACGGCGAACGUACAGCAUCAAUUAUUAGACUUUAUUGUUGAUUGCGCUUUCGAUUCAGUGCACUGUUUAUACGAUCUGGGAAGAAAAAGUUUUAUCGCUCGGAAUGUUAUAGCCGCUUCUCUAAUCGCCCGAUACUUACUCCUCGUCGACGUUUUCAACCAUGUUGGUGAUGUGCGUUCAUUCGUGCAUCUGAAUGAGCUGAAUGAACAAAUGUAAAUGGACGGAAUAGAUCCAUGUUUGAUUACAUACAGCCCAUCAUAGCAGGCUUUCGUAUAGCGCCGAAUGUUCUACAGCGUUUCUCCAGCGUCCUGGCGGAUCUUUAUUCGGCGUUACAGAUCAUCAAGAAAAGUGUGUGCAUAGGUAUUUAUGUACAGUUUGUACAAAACUCAAACGAUGCUCCGGCAUGCAAACUUCGACCUGGCCCGCUGCCUAGGAGUGCGCGGUUAUCGCAAAAGCCUUAUUCCCACUCUACAUGUGAUGAAGAAACGACAGGAAUUGGCUGGCGAAAGGAUUUCACCUCAGAGAACGGAUUACGUGUGCGGAACAAUAUCGUCAAUUCAUGAAUGCACUGCUUGAGUGGGAUUUUGGUCGUGAAAUAAACUGUUUAUGCCGCCGUUUAGGCAUUGAACCAACAGAAAAAAUUAAAGAUUCGUUCGUUACCGAAGCGUAUGCUGAGCAAGAAGUGCAGCGAACGAAAGAGCUUGGCUUGGGUUACAAACCGGUUCGAUCAAAUAUAGCCAUGGCGCAAGAGGGCCACGAGAAGCUCCGUGAAAUCCUCAGUGUCCAGUUGAGAGAAUCUUAUCCAUUUUUGCCGAGCCAAGCGCUGAAUUCUCUUUUAGAGUACCUUACCAGUGGUGAGACUCUUGUUGAUGUAGCAACACAAAUGGGUCUUGCACCAUUCGUAUUUAGGACAGGUCACGGAGAGGAAGUUGAGCCUGAAUUAUUGUACAGCUCUAUUCUAGCUCUGUUUUCUGCUGUUCGGGAAAAGGACGAAUUUUGUCGUCGUUAUAUUCUCACUCGGUUAUGUGGAAAGGAUGUUUUCGAUUUAUGGAACCCAAAAGAUGUAUCCUUCUUGCUCAAUACCAUACUUCAAACACAGAAGCAUGCAGCAUACGUGCCGCGUAUUAUUGGCGAGGCGGGACGUAAUACUUUGGAGUCACUAUACUACGUUGGCGUGUAUUCAGAUCGCAAGCUUUUAGGAAAAGGAGCUGGUACAACUCAAGCGCAAGCCGUUGACGUAGCUGUCCGAGAUGCCCUCAGAAGGAUAUUUAAGGUCACGCGAGCUGUUCGAAGCCCCUUCGAAAAAAUGGCGAUGAAGAGUUUGGCAGCGAAAAUUGCCCACGGUGCUAUGAAUACAUCGCUCACCGAGACAUGUCCUACAUCAUAGAGGAUUAUUAUAAUAAAGUAGAUCUUUCAAAUGAGGACUAAAUACGUAAAGUUAACGACAAAAUCGAUGCUAAUUUUAUAAUGAGUAGUUGUACGUUAAGUGCACUAGCAAAAAUAAGGUAAGUGGCGAUUAGGGACAUAAAUAAACAUCAACAUUGCUAAGUAAGGAUGCAAAACUUCGUUUUUUUUUGUGCACUCAUUUAUGGAUGUUGCACUGAUACUGCUCAAAAAAUGUAUAUCUAUUCAUCCGUUUGGAUACUUGAUAUUUUAAAAAAUAACUUUUGGCCCAAUAUAGGUAAUAUAUUAAAUGUUCCUAGUCUUAAAUCAGCCCAUAGGUGAUGCUUUAUUCAUCAUUCAAGACGUCUACACGUAUUUGAGAAAUAUCAAUUACAACUUUCACUACCAUUUACGCGCUACCAUGGUACUAACUAGACUAAAUAGGUGUUAAACUAAAUAUGCUCUCAUGGGUCAUCGUGCUAGUCGAUUUUAGCUUUUGACUCCGUUCAAAGAAGCGUAUUUUUUUGUUAUAGCUUUAUAACACGAGUUCUAGUUUAGAGAGGAAAUAAAAACCUUUCCCAAAUGUUGAUCUUGAAGUCAUUUCAUUGACGUUGCAAUCGUUACACCUUUAUUUACAUGCGCUAUGAACUUUGUUCAAAAUAAAAACAUCGUCGGAACACCAAACGCUAUGUAAUUCCAUUUUUAGUAACAUCAUCGGCCAGCGGCUGACAAUAACCAAACCACUCGACUGAUGAACGGGCAAAUUAAUUGCGUAUAGUAACGGUAGGAGUAGUAGUGGUAAUAGUCGACCUCAGACGCCAUUGCCGUCCGGCGUCUACAGCGA